ACAUUUUUGUCUUUCUCCAGGCAUGAAUAUAUCAAGAUGGGCUCUGUUUUGGGGAUGUGUUAUGUUAGGUAUUGCCUUUCUUUCUCAAUUGGAGACUGACACUUCUAGAUGGGCGUGUUCUCAGACAGGUGUCAUAGAUGUCAGCCCAGAUGAACUCUUUGCCUUCCUCACUCAGCCUGAUCAUGUCACCAAAUGGUUUGCAUGGGUCUCACAUCUGAAGGCAGGAGAUUCAAGACCUAUUGGGAUUGGGAAGCGUUACUAUGCCAUCUACAACAUUCCUUUCUAUGGGGAGUAUGCAAUGAUGAUGAAAGUGACAGAGUGGAAGGAGAAUAGACGGAUUGCUUUAUCAUCUGACAAUCUUUUCAAGCCCCGGAUGGAAGUGGAAUUUGAGUCCACAAAACUUCGUUCCACAAAACUCACUUUUGUCCUCACCUUCACAAGGCCUUCUCUCCUCUUUCAGACCGUGAUGGGCCCAGUGUUGUAUUUCCUGAGCAAGCAGCAGUUGCGUCACUCACUCCUCUUUCUCCAGAUGAUGUUUACUUCAUGAUCCAUCUUGUCUUGCUCCAGUAUUGCCUGCCCAUGCAAGAUUAUAUCCUCCUGAGCAUUUUGAAACCCCUAUGGCAUAGAACUAUCUUUAGCCAGAGAUAUCUUUUUCUAUCCAUUUGAGUGUACUGAUACGUACUUAACUACUGACAACAAUAACCUGGAGCAAUAAGUUUUUCUAUGUAAAUCCUAAGCCAUGAUUCCACUGUUGUGUUCUGCCUCAAGGUCUCAUAUUAAUGGAUAUCUCACUGAGUCUUAGUACAUAUCCUGAACUAAAAGCCAUUUCUGAGGUUAGAGCAUUGAAGAAGAUAGCACUGGAAUCUGACUAGCUUUCCAUUCCAGUACUGUUAAUUACUGCAAUUUAGACUUUUAGUUUUUUUUUCUUACCAAUUUAUAAAUUCUCCAUCCUUGCCUUUACCAAUGUUGAAUCUGACAAAUUUUUGUUUUACAUUCCUGAAACAUGAUAAUCAUUCCCAUUUAAGUUUCCCUUGGAUCUGAUGAAAGUUCAGACAGAUAUAUCCCCCAGUCCCAGAUUCCUGGCCAAUAGAGCUAGGAAUUAGUGACAUUUGAUCCAUCUGUUUUGCAGUUUUGGUCUCAGUCCCCCUUUAACUUGUUGAGGAAUGAGUUUGUUUGGUUUUUUUUAAAUAGGGGGACACAUUUGAGGGGUACAUAAUGGUCUGUUCUUAGGAAGGUUACUCAUAAUCUGUGAUCAUAAACAGGCCCAUGGACAAAGCUUAUGUGGUCAAGUCCAAAAAAAACCCUCUGAAUGCAGUAAGCCACAUCAAUUGUUUAGACGCAGAGAAAUGUAACUUGCAAAGUUUGAAACCAUGCUCGUACAGUCAUAGUCCUUAAUGGGUUGGUUCAUUCAUAUGUGAGAUUUAGGCCUUACUGGAGUGUGAUGGAAGGCAUUGAUCCAGUACUCUGUGAUUUUUAGAUUUUUAGGGUAGCUUAAUAAUCAGCCCCC
Messenger RNA from Darwinula stevensoni, 1507 nucleotides. NCBI's taxonomy places the organism in Eukaryota, Metazoa, Arthropoda, Ostracoda, Podocopida, Darwinulidae. The record is from the annotation of a GenBank genome assembly.